GUUCAUCUUAUCCAGUGGCAGAGAGAUGGAAGGUGGGACAGCUUCGGCUGGGCGCUCGUCGGCGAGCUCGUCGGCCGUCCGGCUCUCCCCUCCGCUUGCGGCCCUCUCGGCCUCUCCUCCACUUCCGGCGUCCUCGCCCCCCCUGUAGGUGCGUCCUCGACGUUCCUAACCUCAAGAAGUGCGGCGGCGGCAGAUCCGCGCGGGGCGUCGAGCGCAGCUGGAUCCGUGUGAAGGCCUCCACAGCCUCCGUGCAGACGCUCGAGGUCGACAACGCCACCAAGAUGUACAGCUGCGAGCUGUCCACCCGUGUCCUCAGCCUCUUCGUCCCACUCUUGGUGUCUCCUCAAUGAUCCUCAGCAGGGAGCGCAUCAUUGUCGUCAACUCCAAGCUGAUCCGAUGCGUCAAGAGAAUCCCUCAGCUCUUACCAAGAGGCUCUAGCUUCGAACCUGACUCUUUUAGUAGUUGGAGUGUUGCACGCAUGGAAUUGAUCGCAGGUUUAGAGAGGAAGCGAAGCAGCAACAGUUUGGGUUCAGAGAAGAAUAAGAGCAGCAGCUCAUUGGAGAAGGAGAGGUACAGCAGCCGAGGGCAGCAGCAGAGAGCAGAAUCAGCAGGUCAGGGGCGGCAGCAGAGGAUCAGAAGCAGAGAUGAGUUCGAUUCAAUUACCAUUGAUAAUGAUUCAGACUUGAGUUUGCACCACCCAUGUGUUACUAAAUAGUUUGUCCUUUUUCACUUGUGAUUAUGCACUAGAGAUUUGCAAGGAUGCAUUGGAUUCUUUUUAUACUGAUUUGAUGCACCCUGACUUUGGAAUGCGAACAAAUGUGAUCUUCAAUUGACAUUGAUGAUUCAGACUUUAGUUUGCUAAUACUGUAGCUGA
Molecule: messenger RNA, 874 nt
Organism: Triticum aestivum (bread wheat)
Lineage: Eukaryota; Viridiplantae; Streptophyta; Magnoliopsida; Poales; Poaceae
Exons: 3
Coding region: 347-715 (122 amino acids)
Source: RefSeq, a predicted model, not a curated record